This is a messenger RNA of Closterium sp. Naga37s-1, 1443 nucleotides long. Lineage: Eukaryota; Viridiplantae; Streptophyta; Zygnematophyceae; Desmidiales; Closteriaceae. The record is from the annotation of a GenBank genome assembly.
AUGUGGAAUCCAGCCAUCGCUGACAUCACGCUGCUGGCGCUGGGCACAUGUGCGCCUCAGAUCUCCCUCGCAGUCAUUGACGCCGUCAGGCGACUGGGCAAGACUGGCGGACAGGACCUAGGAGCGGGCACCAUCAUAGGCGGUGCAGCCUUCAACAUCUUCCCCAUCCUGGCUGUCUGUGUGCUCGUGCCUCCUACCGGCACCCUCAAGCGCAUUUCAGACGUGGGGCUCUUUCUGGUCGAGUUCCUCUGGUCGCUCUGGGCCUACGUGUGGCUCUACAUCGUGCUACAGGUGUGGACGCCAGGCGAGGUGACAAUAGCAGAGGCAGUGAUAACAGUGCUGCAGCUGCCGCUUCUCAUGCUUCAUGCAUACGCCCAGGAGCAGCGCUGGCCUUUCAUAUCCCUGCCGCUCACACCACCCACCAGCCAACCUCUCACUGCUUCCUCCGAAGCCGUUGCUGCGACAGCAGGAGCUGCUAGCUCAGCAAUGCAGGAGGGUGCUCAAAGGGCAACUGUACGAAGUGCUUCCUUUAAAGAGAAUGCUAUGGCAGGCGGGGUCGUUGCAGGCAGCGGUGCGGCAGUACCUGGCCUGCUUGGAGAUUUAUCUCCAGGAGUUGCCUCUGGUCCUGCUAUGGAGGGCCAUGCAGCACUGGGCGAUUUUUCCACUCCGAGCAGCAGCAGGAGGAGGCGGAGGAGCAGUGAACGCGAGCGCAGCAGCAGACGCAGCAGUGGUGGUGGUGGUGGUGAAGGGGGCAUGGGGAGAGGUAGCAGUCGCAGGCACAGCCUAUCAUCUCAGGCGGAGGACAGGGAGUGGGACGAUGUGGAGGAGGAUGAGGAGGUGGGGAGGGGAAGGCGCAACUCUGGGCAGGGGUUUCAGCAGGGGGAUGUGGAGGCACUGCCUCAACCAGAUAGCCUUGCCCAGCUCAUCGCCUCUAGGCAUUCACAUGGGAGCGAUGGCAGCAGCAGCAGCGGUGGGACGAAGGGGGUGUCAUUGGGCAUGCGGUGGAGGCAGCAGAUCGUGCUCUCCAUGAUGCUACACCCAUCGGAUUAUAAUGCUCUCACAGCACAAAGCAGCAUGCACCCCUCACAUGAGCAACCAGCAGCGCAAAAAGCCCGGCCAGUGGCAGCGAGGGUGCGGCGGGUGGUGGUGCACGCGGUGUGCUUCCUGUGGAAGGCGCUGUGUGCGCUGCUCAUCCCCCCGCCUGACGCCCUGCACGGCUACCCCGCCUUCAUCACCAGCAUCCUCGUCAUCACCCUCAUCGCUGCCCUCGUUGUCGAGCUCGCCUCUCUCUUCGGCUGCGUCACAGGGGUGAACUCGUUCGUGGUAUCCAUCACGCUGCUGGCGACGGGCACGUCCAUCCCGGACCUCAUAGCCAGUGUGGUGGCAGCAGACCACCUGCCCACUGCUGACUCCGCCAUCGCCAACAUCAACGCCAGAGGUUAG